Messenger RNA from Magallana angulata, 2371 nucleotides. Its product is annotated as pyruvate dehydrogenase E1 component subunit beta, mitochondrial-like. Lineage: Eukaryota; Metazoa; Mollusca; Bivalvia; Ostreida; Ostreidae. Gene Ontology annotation, molecular function: pyruvate dehydrogenase (acetyl-transferring) activity. Gene Ontology annotation, biological process: pyruvate decarboxylation to acetyl-CoA. The coding region runs from base 123 to 1205 and encodes 360 amino acids. The record is from RefSeq and is a predicted model, not a curated record. The transcript has 13 exons.
UUAUAUAUGACCUUAAAGGAAAUAUGACAGAAUAGUACGAGCUGGAUUAUUAUACUCCGGACGCAUCCUGAAACGGUAGAUAACGCAUCACGGUAAGGUGAAAGUUACUGCAGUCAAACAACAUGGCGUCAAAGGCCUUAGGAAAACUUCUCCCAAAGCAGACAUGGGGAAUUAUGCAGAGAAAGUUUUCAACCACUGCUUCAAGGGCAGCGACCCAGAUGACAGUACGAGAUGCACUAAAUUCUGCCAUGGACGAAGAGCUGGCCAGGGAUGAGAAAGUUUUCCUGAUGGGGGAGGAAGUUGCUCUGUAUGAUGGUGCAUACAAAGUAUCGAGAGGCCUUCAUGCCAAAUACGGGGACAAACGAGUAAUAGAUACACCUAUUACAGAGAUGGGUUUUGCAGGUCUUGCAGUUGGGGCAGCUAUGGCAGGUCUGAAACCAAUCUGUGAAUUCAUGACAUUCAACUUUUCCAUGCAAGCAAUAGAUCAGGUCAUCAACUCGGCUGCUAAAACUUUCUACAUGUCGGCUGGAACGGUUCCAGUGCCGAUUGUUUUCCGUGGCCCUAAUGGAGCGGCUGCUGGGGUGGCGGCCCAACAUUCCCAGUGCUUCGCCUCAUGGUACAGCCACUGUCCAGGGCUUAAAGUGGUGUCCCCUUACAACUCGGAGGACUGCAGAGGCUUGCUCAAAUCUGCCAUACGGGACCCAAAUCCAGUGGUCUGUUUAGAGAAUGAGAUUAUGUAUGGAUCUCCCUUUGAAAUCUCAGAUGAAGCUCUUUCACCAGACUUCCUUAUUCCUAUAGGAAAGAGCAAAAUAGAGAGGGAGGGAAAACAUGUAACUUUAGUUUCCCACUCCAGAUAUGUAGGGCAUUGUUUAGAGGCAGCAAAUGAAUUAGCAGGAAUUGGAAUAGAGGCUGAAAUAAUCAAUCUUAGAACUUUGAGACCAAUGGAUGAUGCUCCUAUUAUUCAGUCAGUCAUCAAAACCAACCACUUAGUGACAGUAGAAGGAGGCUGGCCACAGUGUGGAAUAGGGGCCGAAGUCUGUGCCAGGAUCAUUGAGAGUCCAGCAUUUAACUAUCUGGAUGCCCCCGUGAUGAGGGUGACCGGUGCGGAUGUACCCACACCCUACGCUAAAACGCUGGAAGAUCACUCCUUCCCUCAGGUCUUUAACAUCGUGAACACUGUCAAGCAAUCUCUCAAGGUCCCUUAACACUGCCGAGACCUCUAGCAAAGAAACAGACAGUUAACACAAUGUGAUAGACAGUUUUGUUUUUGAUGGUUUUUAUACAUUACAUGUUUUGCAUUAGACAUAUUGUCAGAUUCUGUUAUUUUUUUUUUUUUAAACCUCAAUGAGGAAGACUGAUUUUAGAACAGCAAACUUUCAGGGUUUAAAUUAAGAAAGAUUUUUUUUUUAUUCCUAUUACCUGGUUGUAUUCUAAAAUCAAAGGGAUGCACUGAAAUGCUUAAAAUGUAUGGAAAUACUCAGAAAUACAUUGCCCUAGGCUUAAUGGCAAAUAUGAAAGAAGCAAGUGUUAAGGUAAAUUUUAGCAACUCUGUUUACACAAAGUGAUGUUUAAAAUCAUUUUUGAAGUAAUUAACUUCAAGUUAUGAUCAUAGAAAAAAAUAUAAAGGUGUGAAUUGAUUUAUUACAUGUAACUAAUAUUGUGACACAUACAUUUUUUAUGACAUACUUAGAAGCUGAUAGCCACAUAAUGAAAAUUUUUAUGGUAAAUUAAUGUACUACCUGUAACACUUGCAUGGGUGGUCAAGAUAGGUCUUACCUUUCACUUACCUUUUGUAAUCUCUUGAAUUUAUCUGAAUGAGCACAAGAACACUUAAAUGACACUGAAGCUUUUGCUUGAAUAUUCUAUAUUUUAUUGAUUGCACUUGUUCACAAAGUCUAGCGGACUUGUGUUCAGUAACCAUGACAAUGGUCAAGGUUAAAAAAAUCUGAAAUAUCAUACAUCAAGCAAUUGCCAUAUUUGUGUCUGAGAGAGAAAGUUCUUGCUUUGAUUGCUCCUAUACAAUUCAAAUCGAUUGGUUCAUUCGAUCCCUUUUCUAAAGGUGGAGGGUCUGAUUCUCAAGUUGGAGUAGAUGUAUUGGAGAUACAAGCAACUUGCAGUCAUAAUACACCGGUUAUUCGUCACUUCAGGGUUCAAAUAUCUAUAGACAGUACUACUGCUUUUCCUCCACAAUUUUAUUUAUUAUUACAGUUCCUGUUGUAAUAUAUAAUUAUAUUAUCAACAUCAGUUUUAUUUCUCCUGAAGUGUUAAUGUACCUGUUGAGAUAUACACAUGUACAUGUAUCAGUAUUUUACUGGAUGAAUUAACAAUAAGUGUUUCAUGCUAAAAAAAAUAAAUGGUUAAUAAUACUCUG